AUGGCGCAGCGAGCUCUUGGAAGGAAGCUGCACCGCGUAUUGACGGCCGGGCUCAUUGCGCUGCUGGUAAUGAAUGCAGUCCAGAUCAACCAACGGACAUGCAAACUUGCUGACUGCCGGCAACAGAUAUAUGAGAUGAAAGAAGAUCGCCAGUUGACAGAGAGAGAAUUUUUACCAUGCAACUCAUCUCGUUUCAUUUCAAGUCAUAAAGAAGCAGAAAACGAGAGACCCGUGAAUGUCCUGCUGUUGAGUUCCAUGGGUCGAAGCGGGUCUAGCUUCCUCGGGGCUCUCCUCAGUAGCCUUCCCGGAAGUUUUUACUUUUACGAGCCUUUGCGUCGGCUUGAGCAGUGGAAGCUUUUGACGGAGGAGAUUGGAGUGAAAAGCCUGAAGGCGGUUUUCACGUGCAACCUCACAGAACCGGUUCGAAGCGCCCUGACCGCCAGGAACAGUCGCAAGAUUUCCCUGCAGGAUGCCCGCUUGUGUUCCUCACCCAACGCCUGUUUCUCCGCCAAUGCUGUUGAAGCGGCGUGUCGUAGAAAACGCUUUCGCGUCGUGAAGACCAUCCGCUCGAGGGUGUCGUGGCUCCCGGAACUGCUGAAGGACGCCGAAGUCAACCUGAGGGUGAUCCAUCUCGUGCGUGACCCUCGAGGCUCUAUCACAUCCGGCAGGAAGGCUGGUUGGUUCACGGCCGAGCCGGAGACAUACUGCGAGCGGCUCCACGCAGACAUUCGCGAUGGCUUGCAGGUGCUGAGGCAGUUCCCCGAAAAAUACAUGACCUUGCGGUACGAAGACCUGUGCGCGGACCCCCUCGGGUUGCUCGAGGUUAUCGCCAUGUUCUUGGGUUACCAUAAGGUGCCUCCCAAAACACUAAGGUACCUCCUUGCUACAACGACAUCGUCCGGCCAAGAAUGGAUUUAUGGCAUUAAGAGGAACACUUAUAAUCAACAACAGAAAUGGCGUUCGGCAAUCAAUGAAACAGAAAUUUUAAACAUUGAGAAAGUUUGUGCUUCUUGUAUCAGCGAAAUUGGGUUUAACUUAUUCGGUAACUUGUCCAAUGCAAGGGACUUAUCGCUGCCUCUCUAUAAUGAAACUUCACCCACAAGUUUAUUUACGUAUAAAAGAUGUGUCAACGUCAUUAAUUAG
Penaeus vannamei (Pacific white shrimp) is the source of this 1143-nucleotide messenger RNA. Its product is annotated as carbohydrate sulfotransferase 5-like. The record is from RefSeq and is a predicted model, not a curated record. Lineage: Eukaryota; Metazoa; Arthropoda; Malacostraca; Decapoda; Penaeidae. Gene Ontology annotation, biological process: sulfur compound metabolic process; N-acetylglucosamine metabolic process. Gene Ontology annotation, molecular function: N-acetylglucosamine 6-O-sulfotransferase activity.